UUUUUAAAAAAAUUCAUUUUUAAAGAAUCCAUGGAACACUAAAUGCGCCAUCAUACUCAGGAAGAUAAUAUUUUUGCUCCCAGAUACAAAAAUAGAGAUAAGUUUUUCCACAGAUUAGGAUAUAAUAUUCAAAUCCUACUACGUAACCCAUAUAACUUGCAGCAGCAAAUAUAUAUAUGUAUAUGUAUUUUUUUUUUUUUCUGUAUAAACCACAGGAGCUGCCUUGGACACUUUUUUCCAGGCCAGCUUGUCAUUGACUGGCACCCGUUUCGUCGCCACCCCCCCGCCUGCCCACAACAUCUUUUCUCUCUCAAAUCUCUUACAGAGCUCUGCAUUUUCACUCAUUUCGGCCAUUUUCGGUUCUUUGGGUUGUGCCAAUCUCAUUGAUUUGUGUCUUUAAUGAAACGGUUCACCUUGAAUGCUAUUCUUAGCUGACAACUUGGUGUUUGAUUCUCGUACUUGAGAGGAUUAAAGAAGCUAUAAAGGUGUAAUUUUUUGAUACUAAACAAUGGAAGAGAGCUUCGUGCCGUUUCGUGGAAUAAAAAAUGAUCUUCAAGGGAGGUUGAUGUGUUACAAGCAAGAUUGGACUAGUGGUCUGAGGGCUGGAUUCAGGAUUUUGGCUCCUACCACAUAUAUAUUUUUUGCAUCAGCGAUUCCGGUUAUUUCAUUUGGAGAGCAAUUGGAAAGAGAUACGGAUGGAGUUCUCACUGCUGUUCAAACAUUAGCAUCUACUGCGUUAUGUGGGAUUAUUCACUCUAUUAUAGGCGGACAGCCUCUAUUGAUUCUUGGCGUUGCAGAACCAACAGUAAUUAUGUACACAUUCAUGUUCAACUUUGCGAAAAAUAGACCAGAUUUGGGAUCAAAGCUCUUUCUGGCAUGGGCUGGAUGGGUUAAUGUGUGGACUGCACUCUUGUUGUUCUUAUUUGCUAUCUUAGGAGCUUGCUCCAUUAUCAAUAGAUUUACUCGCCUUGCUGGGGAAUUGUUUGGACUUCUUAUUGCAAUGCUUUUCAUGCAGCAAGCUAUCAAAGGACUUGUUGAUGAGUUUCGCAUUCCUGAAAGAGAGAAUCCAAGGCUGAUUGAGUUUCAACCUUCCUGGAGAUUUGCAAACGGAAUGUUUGCUUUAGUUUUGUCUUUCGGCCUUCUGCUUACUGCAUUAAGAAGCCGAAAAGCAAGAUCAUGGCGGUAUGGAUCUGGAUGGCUGCGAGGUUUGGUGGCAGAUUAUGGUGUGCCAUUGAUGGUUCUAGUCUGGACUGGAACUUCAUAUCUACCAGCUGGAAGUAUUCCAAAAGGAAUCCCUAGACGCCUCUUUAGUCCCAAUCCAUGGUCACCAGGUGCAUAUGAGAACUGGACUGUUAUGAAGGAUAUGCUGGAUGUGCCUGUCUUUUACAUAAUUGGAGCUUUUGUUCCAGCAACAAUGAUCGCUGUUCUCUACUAUUUUGACCAUAGUGUAGCAUCUCAACUUGCUCAGCAGAAAGAAUUCAAUUUAAGAAAACCACCUUCAUUUCAUUAUGAUUUACUUCUUCUGGGUUUCCUGACCAUUUUUUGUGGUCUCAUUGGAAUCCCUCCAUCCAAUGGUGUCAUUCCACAAUCUCCAAUGCAUACAAAGAGUUUAGCCACACUGAAGCACCAGUUACUUCGUAAUCGGCUAGUGGCAACAGCACGCAAAUGUAUGGGAAUGAAUGCAAGCUUGGGACAAGUCUAUGGGAGCAUGCAGGAGGCAUACCAACAAAUGCAGACUCCGCUUAUUUACCAGGAACCUUCUGCUCAGGGGCUAAAGGACUUGAAGGAGUCGACCAUUCAAAUGGCUUCAAGCAUGGGUAACAUUAAUGCACCGAUUGAUGAGACAGUAUUUGAUGUAGAGAAGGAGAUUGAUGAUUUAUUACCUGUUGAGGUAAAAGAGCAGCGUCUUAGUAACUUGCUUCAAGCUGUGAUGGUCGGAGGAUGUGUUGCAGCUAUGCCUUUGAUUAAAAAGAUUCCGACUUCUGUACUCUGGGGCUAUUUUGCCUUUAUGGCAAUUGAAAGCCUACCGGGCAACCAGUUCUGGGAACGAAUCUUACUGCUAUUCACUGCUCCAAGCCGAAGAUACAAAGUAUUGGAAGAAUACCAUGCAACUUUUGUCGAAACUGUGCCUUUCAAGACAAUUGCAGUCUUUACAGUCUUCCAGGCUGCUUACUUGCUCGUUUGUUUUGGGAUAACAUGGAUUCCAAUUGCUGGGGUUCUUUUCCCUUUGAUGAUCAUGCUUUUAGUUCCUGUGAGACAAUAUAUUUUGCCUAAGUUCUUCAAAGGGGCACACCUUCAAGAUCUUGAUGCAGCAGAGUACGAAGAAGCACCAGCUUUGUCGUUCAACCGAGGAACUGAGGUGCAGAUAAGUCGAUCGACUUCAUUUGCGGACGAUGGAGAAGCUUUAGAUGGAAUGAUUACUCGAAGCCGGGGUGAGAUUAGACGCAUGUGUAGUCUCAAGCUCACAAGCUCUACUGCAACCCCAGCCAAAGAAUUCAAAAGCCUUCAGAGUCCAGAUAAGGUGUUCAGCCCACGAGUCAGUGAAUUAAGGGGGAAUCAGAAUCCCUGGUCUAGUGGAAGAGGGCCAUUCAGUCCAAAAAAUGGAGAAGCAAGAAUGUCUAAUCUGGGAAAAAGUGGCUAGAACUCUUAGACAUGUCAAGUGUCAACUGUGAAUUUCUCGGCCGGUUACAGUAUAGUUGAAGAAGAUGAAGAAGACGAAGAAAAUAUAGGUAAACUAGUCUUUAGAUGGAAGAAAUUUGCUGUGAAAUCUGGAAUAACAUCUUAGUUGUUUGCUUUAUUAUUAUUAUUUUUUAAUUCUUGAUGUUUGCUUCUUUUGUUGUGAAAUAUCAUAUCUUCAUAUUUCCACCA
Carica papaya (papaya) is the source of this 2868-nucleotide messenger RNA. Its product is annotated as HCO3- transporter family. Gene Ontology annotation, molecular function: solute:inorganic anion antiporter activity. Gene Ontology annotation, cellular component: plasma membrane. Lineage: Eukaryota; Viridiplantae; Streptophyta; Magnoliopsida; Brassicales; Caricaceae. Gene Ontology annotation, biological process: monoatomic ion homeostasis; monoatomic anion transport; transmembrane transport. The record is from RefSeq and is a predicted model, not a curated record.